This is a messenger RNA of Penicillium cinerascens, 2503 nucleotides long. RefSeq names its product RNA-binding ribosome biosynthesis protein MRD1 (gene mrd1). The coding region runs from base 29 to 2503 and encodes 824 amino acids. Gene Ontology annotation, cellular component: cytosol. Lineage: Eukaryota; Fungi; Ascomycota; Eurotiomycetes; Eurotiales; Aspergillaceae. The transcript is spliced from 4 exons. The record is from RefSeq and is a predicted model, not a curated record. Gene Ontology annotation, molecular function: mRNA binding.
CAAGGCUUUUCAGCCACAACACACCAAAAUGGAGUCAACUCGGGUGUUUGUCAGUGGUCUUCCGCCAUCCUGCUCUAAUGACCAGCUUCGCAGUCAUUUUGCAGGCCGCUUUCAGGUCACGGAUGCCCAUGUCUUGCCCAAGCGCCGCAUGGGCUUCGUUGGCUUCAAAAGCAAUGAAGUAGCCAAGGAAGCUGCAAGCUACUUCAACAGGACAUACAUGAAGAUGUCCAAGAUCUCGGUAGAUCUUGCUCGACCGAUUGAUUCCAAGUCAGACAGGGCUCACCCCACACGGAGACUUGAUGCAGUUGAGACCGCUGAGAAUGCGCUCAAGCGCAAGAGGGACGCCGAGAAGGCACAGGACCCCAAGCUGCAGGAGUAUAUGUCUUUGAUGCAUAACUCCAAGACCCGGACCUGGGCAAACGAUGACAUGAUCCCGCCAUCAGAGCAACCCACGCCGGCUAUUAACCAACCAACUGAGGAUACCAGUGUAACUGAGGAGCUGCCUUCACAUCCGAAGAAAGCUCGGACGCAAGAACCCUCUACUGGUGCUAGUAAGGAACAACCUCAGCCCAUGGCCGUGGACAGCGGGGCAGAUGAGGGUGAAGACACACCUGCACAGGAAGAGACAGAGGAGCCUGAAGAGGCUGGUCCUGUAUCAGAUGCAGACUGGCUCCGGUCUAAGACGAGUCGUCUCCUGGGUCUCUUGGACGAGGAUGAGCAGGUUGAUUUCGAACAACACAAAGCAGAGGAACCGACGGAGCCACCACGCCGGUCCAAUGUUGAAUCCCGCACUGCGGCAAUUGAGAACAUUGGGUCCGAGAAGAUCGUGUCUGAGCCCGUAACUAAUGAUGACGAUGUAGCUCAAGAAAUACCCGAGCGGGAAGAUCAGGAACCGAUCAAUGACCAAAACAUCGAUUUGAUUCGAGCUUCGGCGCGCCUGUUCCUCAGGAACUUGGCCUAUGACAUUAAAGAGGCUGAUCUCCAGCCACUCUUUGCUCCAUAUGGAAAACUCGAAGAGAUUCAUGUGGCUUUUGAUACUCGCACUGAAACCAGCAAAGGUUUCGCCUACGUGCAGUACGCAGAUGCGGAUGGGGCCGUCGAUGCCUAUCGAGAUCUUGACGGCAAGCACUUCCAGGGCCGAAUCCUACACAUCCUUCCAGCUUCCGAGAAGAAGACAUACAAGAUCGACGAAUAUGACCUGUCGAAGCUUCCUUUGAAGAAGCAAACCCAAAUCAAGCGGAAGAUGAAUGCCACAUCUUCUACUUUCAGCUGGAACUCCCUCUACAUGAAUUCUGAUGCCGUCAUGUCAUCCGUAGCUCAAAGAUUGGGUGUUUCCAAAUCAGACCUGCUAGAUCCUACAUCUUCAGACGCCGCUGUGAAGCAGGCACAUGCUGAGACACAUGUUAUUCAGGAGACAAAGGCAUACUUCGCUGCCAACGGAGUAAACAUUGAUGCUUUCAAGCACCGGGAACGCGGAAACACGGCAAUGCUGGUGAAGAACUUUUCCUACGGUGUUAAAAGCGAGGAGCUUCGGAAGCUGUUUGAUCCUUACGGUCAGGUUAUCCGAUUGUUGAUGCCGCCAAGUGGCACAAUCGCCAUUGUCGAGUUUGCGAAACCCGAUGAGGCGCAGAAGGCGUUCAGGGGUCUAGCCUACCGCAAGAUGGGUGACUCCAUUCUCUUCUUGGAAAAGGCACCCAAGGACUUGUUCGAUCCCAACGUGGCCCCGAAGAACGUCGCUCUUGAGACAAAGGGCAAGGGCCAAGGCUUCUCCACAUCCGAUACCUUUGCGGCAGAUGAAACCGAAGGCGCAUUUACGACCACCCUUUUCGUGAAGAACCUGGCCUUUUCGACCAACAACGAGAAGUUUCUGGAGGUUUUCCGGCCGCUGGACGGCUUCGUCACCGGUCGUAUCAAGACCAAGCCCGACCCCAAGAAACCCGGUCAGACACUCAGCAUGGGCUUCGGCUUUGCAGAGUUCAAGACCAAGGCUCAAGCCCAGUCGGCACUCGCCGCCAUGAAUGGGUACAAGCUGGACGGACACGAACUGUUGAUCCGCGCGUCUCACAAGGGCAUGGAUGCCGCGGAAGAGCGGAGGCGGGAAGAUACCGCCAAGAAAAUUGCGGCGAGAAGAACCAAGAUCAUCAUCAAGAACUUGCCUUUCCAGGUUACCAAGAAAGACAUCCGGUCACUGUUCGGUGCCUACGGUCAGCUGCGGUCCGUCCGUGUGCCGCAGAAGUUCGAUCGCUCUGCGCGUGGUUUCGGUUUUGCGGACUUUAUCAGUGCUCGCGAGGCGGAGAAUGCCAUUGACGCGUUGAAAAACACGCAUCUCCUGGGCCGACGACUGGUUCUGGAAUUCGCGAACGAGGAGGCUGUCGAUCCCGAGGAGGAGAUCGCGAGGUUAGAAAAGAAGGUAGGGGAGCAGGUGGACAGGGUCAAGCUCCAACAGCUUACGGGCUCCGGGCGAAAGAAAUUCACUGUAGGAGGCCAGGAGGAGGAAGCAUGA